Messenger RNA from Anthonomus grandis grandis, 732 nucleotides. RefSeq names its product zinc finger Ran-binding domain-containing protein 2-like. Lineage: Eukaryota; Metazoa; Arthropoda; Insecta; Coleoptera; Curculionidae. The record is from RefSeq and is a predicted model, not a curated record. The transcript is spliced from 3 exons. Bases 31 to 732 code for a protein of 233 amino acids.
UGACUGAGUAACGUCAUUUUUUAACUUAUAAUGGACAAUAAAAAUAUCAUGAAUAUUAAAAUUGACUGUAGGGAGAAAAUGGAGAACUUAACUUUAAGCGAUUCUGCCAAUACUAUGAGAACUGCCCAAAGAAAAACUACAAAUGAGGUGCCGUCUGUCGAAAUUGACCGAAAUAAUCCUGCAUAUUGGGCGGAAAUAUUUAAAAAACAAACGGCAGUCCCUCCGCAGAAUAAUGGCGAAAUAAUGGAGGUAGAGGAAAAGGAAGCUGAAGGAAAAGAGGAGGAAGAAAAAGAUCGACAGAAUUGGAUAAGGCAGAGGAGAGAAGAAGGCAGAAUGAGAGAGGACAGAAAAAGGGAGACAAGUAGAGGUGCAUGUAGGGAAGAAAGGAAUAGAACUAGAAGUAGGGGAGAAAGAGGAGAGACGAGUAGAAAUAGAAGCAGGGAAAGAUUUGGGAGCAAGGAAGAAAGAAGGGAAAGGAAUAGUAAUGCAAGGGAAAGAUUUAAAAGCAGAGGAAAUAAUAUUAAAAGGGGAAAUAUACGUGGACGAGGCAGAGGACGGGAUGGGAGGAGAGGGGACAGUCAGAAUGUUCGGGCAGCUAAUCGCGGACGUGGGCGUCGCGCAAUAUCAAACACCCAACAACCAAAUCAGGCUGGAUCUGCUGUUGUAGGGUGUUUGCAGUUCAAUGACAUUUCGUCCAUGGUUGAAUUUACUAGACAAUUUAUAAAUCAUUAA